AUGUUCUCCUCUUCCAGACGCCAUGAGAGCUCAAGCAAGAGUUUCUCAAAAAGCCACAAGGCCAGCAAAUCGAGUUCUUCUUUCAGCAAAGACAGUGGCAUCACCAAGCGAAGACAUGAGUCUCGCCAUCGCCGACCAACAAUGACUUCCAUGACCAGUGCCAGUGGCGAUACCAUGAUGGACAACAACAUGGCCUCACCCAUCGUCACUCUCGUAGUUGGCAGCGAACAACGUCUCUUUGCCGCUCACGAAGACGUUCUUGCCACUAGCCCUUUCUUCAACAAUGCUCUACGAAAUGGAUACAUGGACGUCGCCAGCAAACGCAUCUCUCUUCCCGACGAAGAGCCCGAGAUCUUCAGCUCUGUUCUUGAGUUUCUCUACAAGGGAGACUACACUCCUCGUCUUGUUCACAACAAACGUCGUAACUCGUACGAACUUGAAGCUGCUAGCGAAGAACAGCGUGCUGCUGUCGAGAGCACAGUUUAUCAUCGUGGCAUCGACGGUGAUCUUCUCAAGGAUACUGUCAUCUACUGUGCGGCGGAGAAGUAUGGACUUGAUGAGUUGAAGAAGCUGUCGCUGCGAAAGCAAGGACUUCAAUCUGGAAUCCAAUGUAGCACCAUACUUGCUUCAGCAAGAUACGCCUAUGCCAACACUCCUGAUACUGACUCCAAGCUACGGGCUCACUAUCUCGCACUCAUCAUUCGUUCACGAAGCACUUUCAAGCGAAGUGGUACUAUGCAACUCGAGAUGUACAACGGCGGCACUCAACUUUUCUUUGAUCUUUUUGUCGCUCUUUGCAACCAUGUCGACGACAUCUCAACCGCACAGUGA
Messenger RNA from Fusarium oxysporum Fo47, 831 nucleotides. RefSeq names its product BTB/POZ domain-containing protein. Bases 1 to 831 code for a protein of 276 amino acids. The transcript has 3 exons. NCBI's taxonomy places the organism in Eukaryota, Fungi, Ascomycota, Sordariomycetes, Hypocreales, Nectriaceae. The record is from RefSeq and is a predicted model, not a curated record. Gene Ontology annotation, molecular function: protein binding.